UUAAGAUUAGAUUCCUGUAUCUUGACUGAUUACAGACUCUAUUUAUAUUAGUUGUUUAGAGACGAGCGUGUGAGAUGAACGCGUUCCAAUUUUAAAUUAGUGCUCGGACCUAUUUUGAAACAUGAAGCAACUGUAUCUUCUACUCCUUCUUGUAACUUCUGCGGUAAGUUACAAGAUCCUCUGCAUCCAUAUGGUUCCGUCGAAGAGUCACUUCCACUUGGUCAAUGGUGUGGUGCAACCCCUGCUCAAAGCUGGUCAUAAGAUCCUAUUCGCGACACCAUUCCCGGAGGCUGUGAAGAAACAUGAUAACAUCACGUUAUUGGAUUUGAGCAGUCACAAUGAAUUUUUAGAAAAUAUUGACAUGUCAGAUCCUAAUGUCGAUAUUGGAGAUGUCAUAAAAUUAGCCAGGGAUUUGGCACUUGCAACAAUAAAAAAACCGGCGAUACAAGAGGUGCUGGUGAAAGAACAGUUGGAUGCCGUCGUGACUGAAUGGUUCUUUACAGAUAUUGACGCAGGCUACGCAGUGGUCCAACAAGUUCCAUGGAUUGUUCUAAGUGGAAAUGUCCUCAAUUAUCAUGUUGAACAACUCGUCGAUGCUGUGAGGUCACUGCCAAUUAUACCAAGUAUACACACGGAGUAUCCUAUUCCCAUGACAUUUUGGCAUCGCUUGAAGAGCACCAUGGUUUACGGCAUGAUGAUGAUAGAGGAGUGGAAGUCAUACCAAGUGUUCAAGUCGGAUUACGAAGAACUCUUUGGCCCUCUAGCGGCAGCCAGAGGAAUUUCAUUACCGCCAUUCGGGGAAAUUCACAGAAAUGUAUCUAUCCUGCUCUCGGACAGCCAUCCCUCUUUCUCAACAGCUAGAAGUAUACCGCCGAAUGUCGUAGAAAUAGCUGGAUAUCACAUCGAUGCUAACAUACCAGAAUUACCUGAGGAUCUGAAACAAAUAUUGGAUGCUUCACCCCAAGGUGUCAUCUACUUCAGCCUGGGUUCCGUGCUGAAGGCAUCUGCCUUCAAAGGGAAUACCAAAAAAGAACUCAUCCAAGUCUUCGGAAGUCUGAAGCAAACCGUUUUAUGGAAGAUCGACGAGAAAAUUGAUGGUCUACCAAAGAAUGUUCAUGUGAGGCCAUGGAUGCCACAAUCUAGUAUACUUGCUCAUCCAAACAUUAAGGUCUUCAUCACCCAUGGUGGAUUAUUGAGCACAAUGGAGUCAAUACACUAUGGCAUACCAAUAUUAGCGAUACCGGUGUUCGCCGACCAACCGCAUAAUGCUGUUAGAAGCGUCGAAGCGGGGCAUGCAUUACGGGUGAAAUACUCACCGGAAAUGGCGCCGGCGGUAAAAGUUGCGUUGGAGGAAAUGCUUAGGAAUGACAGCUACUACAAGAAAGCCAAGGAAAUAUCUAAAUUAUUCAGAAAUCGUCCGAACAAGCCCUCAGAUUUAAUUACACAUUAUAUAGAAAUGGCAAUCGAGACUAAAGGUGCCCUUCAUCUCCGAUCAGUUAUCAAGCAAUAUCAGUGGUACGAAUAUUUAAUGUUGGACCAAUUAUUGUUUAUAUGUAUUGUAUUGUACAUAAUAUAUAGUGUUAUUAGGAAAAUGUUUAGUGCACCAAAAAUUAGUAAGAGGAAAUAUGACUAAAUUUA
This is a messenger RNA of Pieris rapae (cabbage white), 1638 nucleotides long. RefSeq names its product UDP-glucosyltransferase 2. The transcript has 10 exons. NCBI's taxonomy places the organism in Eukaryota, Metazoa, Arthropoda, Insecta, Lepidoptera, Pieridae. Bases 122 to 1633 code for a protein of 503 amino acids. Gene Ontology annotation, molecular function: UDP-glycosyltransferase activity. The record is from RefSeq and is a predicted model, not a curated record.